Pelobates cultripes (western spadefoot toad) is the source of this 1422-nucleotide messenger RNA. The record is from the annotation of a GenBank genome assembly. NCBI's taxonomy places the organism in Eukaryota, Metazoa, Chordata, Amphibia, Anura, Pelobatidae.
AUGGCGGAGAGUGGCUCCCCAGGCCGCCCGCGUGGCGUGCGCCUACCGCGAGCCUCCUCCCCCAUGGGGUCAUUGUACCGCCCUUGACCCCUCCGCACACUUACCCAUAACUGCAGGGGAUUGGAUAUCCCAGAGCGGAGGACACACCUUCUGCGGGAACUCCGACAAAAGCGAAUCUCAAUAGCUCUCCUCCAGGAAACUCACUUCCGAGAAGACUCCGCCCUGACCAUCAGGGACAGAAGGUACUCACAAACGUACCUCAGCAACCAUCACUCAUCUAAGAAGGCAGGAGUAGCAAUACUUCUCAUCACAAAGCUGGGUUUCAUGGAAACGGAUAAAAUCUUAGACCCGGAGGGACGCUACGUCUUCCUGAAAGGCACAAUAACAAACAGAACCUACACUCUAGCGUGUGUAUAUGCCCCCAACCGGAACCAAUCACAGUUCAUUCGCAGAACACUGAGCACACUGGCUGACUUCACGGAGGGAACCCUCAUACUAGGUGGUGAUCUCAAUGUCCCCCUGGACCCCCACUUAGAUACCUCCACAGGACGAAGUAGCAUUCCACAGAGAGAAAUCCGAAGUACUCUGAGAGCCCUCAGAUGCCAAAGGUUGGUGGAUUGCUGGAGAGUCCUACAUCCCACGGUAAAAGAUUAUACACACUACUCGUGGGUCCACGCGAGAUACUCGAGGAUUGACUACGUGUUUCUCUAGCAGGAACAGCUCACCGCACUACAAGGGGUAACCAUCGAGGCUGCCACGUGGUCUGACCAUGGGGCGGUCACAAUGGAACAGGACUCCCCACUGAUAAGACCGAGGGUGAUGACCUGGAGGCUAAAUGACACCCUGUUGGAGGAUGUAGAAAUUAGGGAUAAAAUCGCAGAAGCCUUGGAUGAUUACUUCUCACACAACGAAAAUGGAGAUACCCCGUCCACUACCACCUGGGAAGCCCAUAAAUGCGUCCUGAGAUGCUACAUAAUUCAACUGGCAACGAAGAAGAAAAAGGAUGCCCAACGACAGAUAGCGGAACUCCUCAAUGGAAUCGGGGAUAUCGAGGCACGCCCCAAUUAUACAGCCAUUCUUGAACCAGAUCAGCGCAAAAAUCACAGAGAUCCUUCGGGAACCAUUCCCCCUCAAUAUAGAGCAACACUUACUACAUUUGACGAAAAGGCCAAUCUCACAAUACAAAAAAUCCAUAUUGAGACACCUGCUGGACGCAGCUAAGGCGCUCAUACCCGUAAUGUGGAAACAGACACAGUCCCUAACGCUAACCCAAUGGUACAAUAGAGUGGAGGAGAUUCGCUCAGCAGAGAAUGGGAGGGCGUCCCUUGCGGGACAAAGCGAAAAAUAUGUGGUGCGGUGGGGGACGUGGCUGGGGCACGUCGCCGGGAGGCGGGGGGUCGCUGUCACGACCCCACACGCUGA